CGCCCGCCCGCCGGGGCUUGUGCGCUGCGGCGCGUGCGCGAGCGGUGCAGCACCGGCCGCGGGAGCAGGGAGUAUUAUGGGCUGUGGGUGCCGCUGAGCAAGAUGGAGCUGUCUGCAGUGGGCGAGCGGGUCUUUGCGGCCGAAUCCAUCAUCAAACGGCGGAUCCGAAAGGGACGUAUCGAGUACCUGGUGAAAUGGAAGGGGUGGGCCAUUAAGUACAGCACUUGGGAGCCCGAGGAGAACAUCCUGGACUCGCGGCUCAUUGCAGCCUUCGAGCAGAAGGAGAGGGAGCGUGAGCUGUAUGGGCCCAAGAAGAGGGGACCCAAACCCAAAACUUUCCUCCUGAAGGCGCGGGCCCAGGCCGAGGCUCUCCGCAUCAGUGAUGUACAUUUCUCUGUCAAGCCGAGUGCCAGCGCCUCCUCACCCAAGCUGCACUCCAGCGCAGCCGUGCACCGGCUCAAGAAGGAUAUCCGCCGCUGCCACCGCAUGUCCCGCCGCCCGCUGCCCCGCCCGGACCCGCAGGGGGGCAGCCCUGGUCUGCGCCCGCCCAUCUCGCCUUUCUCUGAGACCGUGCGCAUCAUCAACCGCAAGGUAAAGCCUCGGGAGCCCAAGCGGAACCGCAUUAUCCUAAACCUGAAGGUCAUCGACAAGGGCACGGGUGGAGGUGGCACUGGGCAGGGGACUGGGAACCUCACCCGCCCCAAAGUCCCUUCGAGGAACCGUGUCAUCGGCAAGAGCAAGAAGUUCAGCGAGAGCGUCCUGCGUACGCAGAUCCGCCACAUGAAGUUCGGUGCAUUCGCGCUGUACAAUAAGCCUCCGCCGAGCCCUGUGCCACCCCCACCCGCUGGCAAGGCCGAUAUUGCUGCCUCCACGGCCCCCGGGCUGCUCCUGGCGGCCCCCACUCCACCCUACGACGCCCGAAGCUCCAGCUCCUCUGGCUGCCCGUCACCAGCGCCGCAGUCCUCCUCCGACCCGGAGGAUGCGCCCCCCAAGCUGCUCCCGGAGACCAUGAGCCCAUCGGCCCCCGACUGGCGGGAGCCCGAGGUGCUUGACCUGUCCAUCUCUCCCGAGACAGCAGCCACCAGCAAGUGGGCACCCACCGACGUCACUGCUGCUGCCAGCCAGGCACUUCCCACGGCCCCUGAGCCUGCCAUCACCCCCUCAGAGCCCGAGGCUGGGGACUGGCGCCCUGAGAUGUCACCCUGCUCCAAUGUGGUUGUCACCGAUGUCACCAGCAACCUGCUGACGGUCACUAUCAAGGAAUUCUGCAACCCUGAGGAUUUCGAGAAGGUGGCUGCGGGCGUCGUAGGUGCUGCAGGGGGCGGUGGCAGCUGUGGGGUGAGCAAGUGAGGGGGCUCCACCAAGGAGGGGGCUUUGGGGGGAGCCCUCCUGAAAGUCAUACUCUUGUUCCCUCCCCCUCCCCGCGACACUUCUGCCUGUGCUUUGCUUGUUUCAAAUGGCUCGGUGUUGACCCUGGGAUGGGCUUGGGCAACUGGAGUCCCCUGAAGCCCAGUGGGGGUCGGUCCUGGACCAGUUUAGGGCCGAGGUGUGGCAAGGGCACUGGGAAAUCCUCCCUCUUGUCUCUUGGCACCCUCCCUGCCCAUGCAUGGUGGGGCCCACUGGGUGGCUCCUGGGGAGCCCCAGAACCUGGGGUUCAGCUGCCGCCUCCACAUCCCACUGUGUCUCUCCCCAGCUUGCUUCCAACUCUCGUGCACAGCAUCUGAUUUCUCGGUGCUAACCCGGCAGCUACAGGGCCCCUUGGAGACCCCCUCCCAGUGUGGGCACCGUCUCUUUCCUCCAGUUGCCUGGGCAGAAGAGGCAGGGAUGGCAGAGCCCAGACAGGCUGAGGGGCGGCAGGGCCCAGAGGCAUGGGUCUCACUGCCCUCUUUUGGAAGAGACCCAAGCGGGCCCCCUUCGGCCCACCCCAUUCCAUCUCUUUACUAAUCCCUGUCUGGAAGGUGGAAGGAACGAGCAGGGACCUCAACCUGCCACAGCCUCCCAGCAUCUAAAGACCCCCUUCAGUUCUCGACCAAAGGUGCUAGAAGAACCUGCUGUGGAAACUUCCAGCUGUGCGUGUGCGUCUGCCGCCCCUUGGCGUGUUUGUAUGUGAAUCCAUAUGUGCAUUGGGCACUUGGUCCAGGCUUUCCAGGCGGCACCAUUUAGGGUUCCUCAGAAUAGGGUCGUCAGAGGCCUGGACCUUGCCUUGCAGUCAGCUGGGCCUGUGGAGGACACCAGGCCAAUGCCCCACCUGGGUGGGUCUGAGGGUUACACUGUGGAGGCCGCCAGGUCUAUGCUCCCAGCCCAGUAUGGGGGCAUGCGCCCCCACACCCUUCUCCUUUGGGGUGGUCAGCCCAACCAGCUGGGCCUUCAAUAGCUGCACACAUGGCAUGAUGGAGACUGAGGUAGAGAAGGGAGACGCCCACCCCCAGCUUCCCUUUCCUCCUGGGUGUUUUGGGGAAGGAGGAAGGCUGGAAACUGUUCCCGAGGUUCUCCGGCUUCUCUUGACCCCUCUCUUUUGCUUCUGACCCCUGAGCCUUUCUCACAGCCCAGUCUGCUCGAAGCAGCGGGAGGCCUCUGGUGCCCUGGGCAGCUUCUCUUUCCCUGUGCUUCCGGGGAGCUGAGGCAUCCAUGCCAGUGGCAGAGCCCAAAGCCCCCGUGGUCGGCCGGGCACUGGGAGCGUGAGCAGGCCGAAGUGGAGGGAAUGGAGAGGGCAGGAGGGUGAGGGUGUGCAGGGCCAGGGGUCUGGUGCACUGGGAGGCAGCCUCGUGAGGCAGCCCUAGGCCACUGUCCGGCUCAGUUUGGCAUGGGUGGCAUGUCCCUGUGCAGGGCUCAUCUUAGCUCCCUGGUAUAUGCAGCAACAGGUGUCUAAGCUCAGAAGCAUGAUGGCAGAAGGUAGGAGGAGGCAGAAAGGGGAUCCGGUUAGGGAGAAAACGCCUUUGUCCUAAGUGUGGGAGGACUCUCUUCCAAACCUCCCCACCAGGGGCUGUAGCUUGGUCCCUGGCCCUCCCCACCCCAGGAUGUACAACAAGGGCCCUCACAGGGUUUGGGGGGCUGGCACUCCCAGACCCCUCCCCACCUGCCCUUUGUGUUGGCUCCGUGGCCGUCCAAGUGCCAAUUGGCUUCCCCCCAAAUAAGGGCUGGUGUUUCUCCUCUGUCCUUAGAGGUGAUUUCCCCCCUGACCCCCCUUACCCAAGGUGGAUGACCACCUGGGUACCAGUUACAGGUGUUUCCAGAGACCAUAGAAAUGUGUUUUCCUGAGAGUCCGUGUCAUUCGUGACUUUUUUUGUAAAGAAGUUGUGUUUUCAGAGGUGAUUUUAUGACAGGAAAGUGAAAGAAUUAGUUUUGCAGAAAACGAAAAAACAAAAAAAGAGGAAAAAAAAAGAAAUAGAAAAAAAUAUUGUGGGAUUCCUAUGGGGUUGGGAGGGGGGAGAAAGAGAUAUUUAAAGAAAAACUAGUAACGCAGUGAUUGCACAGGUGAGGUGGCAAUGUUAGGAACAGGAAUGGAGGCCCAGGCACGGCUGGCGGGUCCCCAGGGUCAUGGCCAACUGCCUGCCUGCCUUGGUAUGAGGCAGAGUGAGCCCUUCCUCCUGUCCUGGGCCUACUCUCACACCUAUCCUCGCUCAAAGGAAAAGAUGACAGCUGUUCCUAAGGGACUUAGCCAGAAGCUGCAGGGGCCAAGCAAAUGGAGCUGGGAUUUGGGGUGGUGGGGCUCAGUGGGGGUCCCAUCAUCCCUGGGACCUACUGUUGGUGAUUCCAGGAAAGCUGGUGAACAAGUGCAGUUGGGUUUUUUGCUCUCCUCUGUUCCGUUGCCAGCUUAUUGGGCCAUCUGGUCCCUACCACCACCGCCCGGUGGGGGGGUCUUCUCCCUCCCCACCACCACAAAGACCGUGACACCCCUGUGCUUCCCUGGCCAGGUAGGGGAUGCAGGCUUCAGGAAGACAGGAGCUGUGGACUCUGGGAGAAUCUUAGGUGGUGACCCUAAAGGGAUUGGGGGUAACCGUGGGGAGACAGGAAUUCCUGCCCCUGACCCCCAGACAUGCAACCCCACCCUGCCUCGGCGCAUGCAGAGGCACGCAUGCACAGUGCUUCGAGUCAGGCAGCUCCCCUGGGGGGCUUGAGUGGGCAUAGGGUCAAGAGCAAACAGCCCUCCUUACCUCUCUCCCAGGGUGGCUUGGAGUGGGGCCCAGAAGCCCCCCCCACACCCUUGCACGGAUCAGCCUCCUGUGGGCCCUUCCCUUGCUGCUUUUCCGUUUGCCUAAUUACCAAGCAGAAGUUGCAGUCUGAUUUGCUUUAUUUUUAUAUGUGAAAUACCCCCACAGCCCAAUCUCCCAUGUUCUCUAUUGGUUGGGGCAUCGUUCAUUUCCCCUUAGUGCCACCCACAUGUCAUAGGAAGCAGAUGAGGUCUGGUGUCUCUGGUUUGAGAUGGGAAGUUGGAACUUCCCUGUCUUGUUCCCCUCUCUGACCCUCAGUUUGCCCCUCUGAAAUGGGUGUAUUGGGCAGCAAGGCCUCUUCGUAGCACUGCUGGUGUCCAGGCAGCUGCCAAGGAUUAGGUAGGUGGUGGUUGAGGCUGGCACUGGGCCCCCAGCCUCCCACAGCCCCCGUUUGUUCUCACCCUGCAAACGGUCAAACGAGCUCCAUCUUCGCUGCUCUGGAAAAUCUCCAGCCUCAGUGUGAGGUGGGCAGAGUGGGAGGGAUCACCCCAUUUUAAAGACAAGGAAACGGGCCCCAAGAGGCAACCCUGCUUCACUGGGGUGAAGAGCCCAGCUGCUCUGGCCUGGGGGCCACCACAAAGCUGGCAGGCUACCCCUGAGCCAGGCAGUCCAGGGUGAGGGGUCAACCAGAGUAGGAAACUUAGCUGGGGGGGAGUGGAUGAGGGAGGUUACCACCAGCCUUUCUAGCCUCUGUGGGAACCCAAGUGGACGCACUGCCUUUCCCACCUUUUGGGGUUGGGGGUCGGGGGGAAGGUUGUGGGUUUAUUUUUUUUUUAUCUUUUUUUUUUUUUUGCACUUGGCCCACGCCGGACAGUGGAGCCCUGCCUCGUUGGUUCCACUUUCGGGCUCCCAUGCACUAGCCCAAGGCAGCCUCUUGGGGGCUUGUAUGGUUUAAGGAAUCACUUUUAAAAAGAAAAAAAAAAAAGGAAAGUGUUUAAAGGUUUUUGUUUUUUUUCUGCAUCUCCUCUCAGAUUCAGAAAGCCCAGAUUUAGGGGCUAAAACUCCAGGAGAAGGUCUCCCCAGCCUGACCCCAUCUUACUGAUAGUCACCAAGACGCCGAAAUGGAACAGGCUGGGUGGGGACUGAGGACCCCACCUCCCAGGCCUGCAGGGUCCCUCCAACCCCACUUUGAAGGAGUCAGCACCCCACUCCAACAGUGAGUGAGCACCUACUGUGUGCAGCGCUUCCACUAAGCAAAGGGGGCUGAUUGAUGGUCUAACUGGGGAGGGACCCUUCACUAGAGGCCACGGUGGAAAGAACGAGUUCUGGGGCCCGCCCCUGCUCUUGGCAGGAGUGGAGAUGGAGAUUUCUUUUUGUUGGUUUUAAUUUAAAAACACAAAGGCCUAAAGAAAUGUAUCUUAUAAUUUUUUUAAUUUUUGAAAAGCUCAUUUAAUGAAUUGUGCACGAAUGAAUUCUAUAUAUAUAAAAUAUACAUAUAUAACUCUAUAUUUGGGGAGGGCACUGUCUCUUUUUUCUCUUUCUCAUUUUAAAAAUGAAGUGUUGUUGCCUUUGUCUGUGGUUCAACCAUCCAGCUCCCAGCUGGCUAAACUUUGCCUCCAGUGGUUAAAGAGAGAAAACUAGUGGGGUGGGCAGGAGACCGGAAGUGGACAUGUUGCCCCAGCUUGAGGGGUGUCCCCGUCCACCUGCCCCGUCCCAGAGGCUGCGGGUAGAGAAAACGGCUUUUGGGUGUGGGUUUUGCUUCUGUUGUUCUGGAUUUGGUUUCUGGGCCGGGGGAGGGGGGUUUGUGCCGAUUACUCUUGUCUUGUAUGUUUUGUUCUGCUGCUCUUCAAUAUUGUAUCAAUGCCAGGAAGGGGGAGUGAAAAGCUUCUUUUGCACCCCCAAAUAAAUUGUCACAUUCCGAAGCUCA
Molecule: messenger RNA, 6078 nt
Organism: Rhinolophus ferrumequinum (greater horseshoe bat)
Lineage: Eukaryota; Metazoa; Chordata; Mammalia; Chiroptera; Rhinolophidae
Gene: CBX6
Product: chromobox 6
Exons: 5
Coding region: 103-1350 (415 amino acids)
Source: RefSeq, a predicted model, not a curated record